UCUCUCGUCAAAAUGCAAAUAUUCUUCUUGUUCUUCAAAUUUCUCAAAACAAUGGCCGAAAACGGAGAAAUGAAGUAUUUGGAGUGCUACACCACAAAGGAGGUGAUCUAUGACAAAUUCCCAAAAUUCACACUGGAAGGUGAACACACCACAAUUGCCACGUAUAAUAUUACACACGAAUCAAAAACCGGACCGCCCGCCUGUGUAAUGUUUUUCGGCACAAAUGGAACUCAUUCUGCCACGUGGCAGGGGCAUGUGAGCAGCUUUGCAUUACCGUUGGAAUGCCACAUCAAUUCUAAAUCCUACACCCACUGCUUCAAAUCCCCGAAUCCCUUCGUUUUCCUGGAACUUCCCAACGGAUGGGCUUGCUGCUGCUCCGGCCACAACUGCAACUGGCACAACCCCUCAUUUUUCCAAUUUUUCGAGAGAUUCAUUCUGGACAAUUCAGAGCUUUUCAAUAGGCUUAAGGCCGUCUGCAAAUACUCAUUUUGCAUAGUUUUCUGUGUUUUUAUCACAAUUUUGUGGACAAUCGUCGAGGUUUUGCUCACGAAUUUGUGUGAAAAACGACGAAAAACGUGUGAGGAAUCUGAGUUCGAGAUGAGAAAUAAGAUUCCAUCAUCUCUGCAACUGCAGCCAACUCAAAGCUCUUUAAAAUCUCGGUCCGGCAAAAAUUUGUCGGAAAUGUCGCUGCACCCGGGUUCCACGCUGAAAGUCGAAAAAACUCAGGAGGAUGACGUCACUGAACCAAAAAGAUCGGAGCUGGAGGUGGCGAGCACUCAAAGAUCGAGAAUUAAUAAGGAUGAUGACUUUGUCCCAAUUCCUGAAAAACCCGAAUGGCAAACGACGAAAAAUGGACGUUUGCGAAGAACUUCGAUGAAUUAUGAAGAGAGCACCUACUCGGUCUUGCAGGAAUAAAUUUUUCGAUUUUUUGUGGAAAUUUCCGUAUUCAGAUACU
Caenorhabditis elegans is the source of this 955-nucleotide messenger RNA. It is a transcript of the gene spe-19, whose product is annotated as CX domain-containing protein. NCBI's taxonomy places the organism in Eukaryota, Metazoa, Nematoda, Chromadorea, Rhabditida, Rhabditidae. The transcript is spliced from 6 exons. The record is from RefSeq and is marked reviewed. The coding region runs from base 13 to 915 and encodes 300 amino acids.